AUGUCUAACCAAAUAUACUCAGCGAGAUAUUCGGGGGUUGAUGUUUAUGAAUUCAUUCAUUCUACAGGAUCUAUCAUGAAAAGGAAAAAGGAUGAUUGGGUCAAUGCUACACAUAUUUUAAAGGCCGCCAAUUUUGCCAAGGCUAAAAGAACAAGGAUUCUAGAGAAGGAAGUACUUAAGGAAACUCAUGAAAAAGUUCAGGGUGGAUUUGGUAAAUAUCAGGGUACAUGGGUCCCACUGAACAUAGCGAAACAACUGGCAGAAAAAUUUAGUGUCUACGAUCAGCUGAAACCGUUGUUCGACUUUACGCAAACAGAUGGGUCUGCUUCUCCACCUCCUGCUCCAAAACAUCACCAUGCCUCGAAGGUGGAUAGGAAAAAGGCUAUUAGAAGUGCAAGUACUUCCGCAAUUAUGGAAACAAAAAGAAACAACAAGAAAGCCGAGGAAAAUCAAUUUCAAAGCAGCAAAAUAUUGGGAAAUCCCACGGCUGCACCAAGGAAAAGAGGUAGACCGGUAGGAUCUACGAGGGGAAGUAGGCGGAAGUUAGGUGUCAAUUUACAACGUUCUCAAAGUGAUAUGGGAUUUCCUAGACCGGCGAUACCGAAUUCUUCAAUAUCGACAACGCAACUUCCCUCUAUUAGAUCCACCAUGGGACCACAAUCCCCUACAUUGGGUAUUCUGGAAGAAGAAAGGCACGAUUCUCGACAGCAGCAGCCGCAACAAAAUAAUUCUGCACAGUUCAAAGAAAUUGAUCUUGAGGACGGCUUAUCAAGCGAUGUGGAACCUUCACAACAAUUACAACAAGUUUUUAAUCAAAAUACUGGAUUUGUACCCCAACAACAAUCUUCCUUGAUACAGACACAGCAAACAGAAUCAAUGGCCACGUCCGUAUCUUCCUCUCCUUCAUUACCUACGUCACCGGGCGAUUUUGCCGAUAGUAAUCCAUUUGAAGAGCGAUUUCCCGGUGGUGGAACAUCUCCUAUUAUUUCCAUGAUCCCGCGUUAUCCUGUAACUUCAAGGCCUCAAACAUCGGAUAUUAAUGAUAAAGUUAACAAAUACCUUUCAAAAUUGGUUGAUUAUUUUAUUUCCAAUGAAAUGAAGUCAAAUAAGUCCCUACCACAAGUGUUAUUGCACCCACCUCCACACAGCGCUCCCUAUAUAGAUGCUCCAAUCGAUCCAGAAUUACAUACUGCCUUCCAUUGGGCUUGUUCUAUGGGUAAUUUACCAAUUGCUGAGGCGUUGUACGAAGCCGGAACAAGUAUCAGAUCGACAAAUUCUCAAGGCCAAACUCCAUUGAUGAGAAGUUCCUUAUUCCACAAUUCAUACACUAGAAGAACUUUCCCUAGAAUUUUCCAGCUACUGCACGAGACCGUAUUUGAUAUCGAUUCGCAAUCACAAACAGUAAUUCACCAUAUUGUGAAACGAAAAUCAACAACACCUUCUGCAGUUUAUUAUCUUGAUGUUGUGCUAUCUAAGAUCAAGGAUUUUUCCCCACAGUAUAGAAUUGAAUUACUUUUAAACACACAAGACAAAAAUGGCGAUACCGCACUUCAUAUUGCUUCUAAAAAUGGAGAUGUUGUUUUUUUUAAUACACUGGUCAAAAUGGGUGCAUUAACUACUAUUUCCAAUAAGGAAGGAUUAACCGCCAAUGAAAUAAUGAAUCAACAAUAUGAGCAAAUGAUGAUACAAAAUGGUACAAAUCAACAUGUCAAUUCUUCAAACACGGACUUGAAUAUCCACGUUAAUACAAACAACAUUGAAACGAAAAAUGAUGUUAAUUCAAUGGUAAUCAUGUCGCCUGUUUCUCCUUCGGAUUACAUAACCUAUCCAUCUCAAAUUGCCACCAAUAUAUCAAGAAAUAUUCCAAAUGUAGUGAAUUCUAUGAAGCAAAUGGCUAGCAUAUACAACGAUCUUCAUGAACAGCAUGACAACGAAAUAAAAAGUUUGCAAAAAACUUUAAAAAGCAUUUCUAAGACGAAAAUACAGGUAAGCCUAAAAACUUUAGAGGUAUUGAAAGAGAGCAGUAAAGAUGAAAACGGCGAAGCUCAGACUAAUGAUGACUUCGAAAUUUUAUCUCGUCUACAAGAACAAAAUACUAAGAAAUUGAGAAAAAGGCUCAUACGAUACAAACGGUUGAUAAAACAAAAGCUGGAAUACAGGCAAACGGUUUUAUUGAACAAAUUAAUAGAAGAUGAAACUCAGGCUACCACCAAUAACACAGUUGAGAAAGAUAAUAAUACGCUGGAAAGGUUGGAAUUGGCUCAAGAACUAACGAUGUUGCAAUUACAAAGGAAAAACAAAUUGAGUUCCUUGGUGAAGAAAUUUGAAGACAAUGCCAAGAUUCAUAAAUAUAGACGGAUUAUCAGGGAAGGUACGGAAAUGAAUAUUGAAGAAGUAGAUAGUUCGCUGGAUGUAAUACUACAGACAUUGAUAGCCAACAAUAAUAAAAAUAAGGGCGCAGAACAGAUCAUCACAAUCUCAAACGCGAAUAGUCAUGCAUAA
Saccharomyces cerevisiae S288C is the source of this 2502-nucleotide messenger RNA. RefSeq names its product transcription factor MBP1 (gene MBP1). Gene Ontology annotation, molecular function: DNA-binding transcription activator activity, RNA polymerase II-specific; DNA binding. Gene Ontology annotation, cellular component: nucleus; MBF transcription complex. NCBI's taxonomy places the organism in Eukaryota, Fungi, Ascomycota, Saccharomycetes, Saccharomycetales, Saccharomycetaceae. The transcript has a single exon. The record is from RefSeq and is marked reviewed. The coding region runs from base 1 to 2502 and encodes 833 amino acids.